Messenger RNA from Tripterygium wilfordii, 777 nucleotides. RefSeq lists its product as uncharacterized. The record is from RefSeq and is a predicted model, not a curated record. Bases 91 to 669 code for a protein of 192 amino acids. The transcript is spliced from 3 exons. Lineage: Eukaryota; Viridiplantae; Streptophyta; Magnoliopsida; Celastrales; Celastraceae. Gene Ontology annotation, cellular component: chloroplast thylakoid membrane; chloroplast stroma.
CCGUCUCUCCGCCAACCACAUCGACGGACUUGUCAUCUUCUCAUAUAAAGAAAUGAAGAGAGAGAAAAACUGCCGAGGUGUCUACCGGCAAUGGCUUGCGCAACGAGGCAACUCCUCCACCCGUUCGGCGUGUGUGCCCGAAUGCAACCAUCCUCCACUGCAGCCAUUUCGCGGUCACUUGUAAAAUUCAGUGGAUGCAACCAACCGUCCUGUAGGCUGAAUGUGGAUUCUGUUAUUCUGAAUCUGAAAUCAGUAGCCAAAUCGUUACCGGAUAGUGGUGGCGUUGUGUCUGCCGAUGACAAUGAAGAUGGAGUCUCCCUGGGGACGAUGAAGUUGCCUUCGAAUAUUGACUUCGAUCGAUUGGAAACCUUGCUUUUCCAGUGGGCGAACAGUCUUUGCCAGGGAGCAAAUCUGCCACUUCCGGUGCCUUUGAAGGUUGAUAAAAUCCCUGGUGGAGCAAGAUUGGGUUUCAUUACAAUCGGAGAUGGGAAGACUGAGCUCCUCGUGUACAUAGAUUGCUUGGUUUUCCCCGCAACUGCUGGCUCUGGUCCAAUUUUCCGAGCUAUAAGAAAUGGAGCUUUAAAAGAUAAAUCGCCUCCUGGGGAGCCAAGAAUCAUGAGAAGUCUUCUGGCAGCCCUCAAGAAGUCAAUCGAAAUUGCUAGAGUUUGAAGUGCUCAUUCAUUUGAGAUGUAAUUAUAUAUUUUUUUAACCUGUUACUUGAAGCAUGAUGAAAGAAUGGAUAUUGGUUAUUGCCAUAAGAAUCAGUCUCUCUUUUUU